AUUUGUUUAAUUGAUUCAAAGCAAUUUUUUUAUGUGUGUGUGUGUGUGUGUGUCUGUUGCUGAAUGUUGAAUUCGCCCAGUGGCGAAGUGGAAGUUACGUCAAAGGGAGCCAACAGCCAGGCGACAACAACAGCAACAAUAGAAACAACAACAACAACUGAAACAACAGCAAUCGACGCGCCAAGCCGUGUGUCAGCCUUUGGCGCGUCCUCCUCUGCCCUGCCGCUCCCCCCGCUGUUGGCCCGAGUUAGCAUUUGUUCCGGCAACGCGGCUCGUGCACGGACGCUUAUGUAAAGUGUAAUAUGGAAGCAUGUCUUCCACAUCCAGCUCCGUGCUAGCGCUGUCUUCGUUCAAUUUAUUAUUUUUCACCCAAGUGCUAACGGUGCUUAGUAUCACCAUCAAGUACAACGAAUAUGCGACAGAUAAAGGUGGAAAUGUUAGCAUACCCUGCAUAGCACAAGGCAAUAUUAUGUGGGUUAAGGAACACGGCAGUAAUAGCACAAUAAUACAGACGGGUCGUAUAUUGGUGUUGCGUAAUGUGAGUACCUCGGAUGGCGGCAUCUAUGUCUGCUUUGCGACGCUGCCAGUGACAACAACGAGAGCAACAUCCACAGCAGCAACAGCAAUCCCAGCGACAGCAGCAACUACCUCAUCGCAACAGCAGCAGCAGCAAACGCUUGGAGUGGAACAGGGGAAGCAAGAGCCGAAUGCAGAGGAGAUGGAAGUGGUGGAGCAAGCGUAUCAGGCUUAUCAACGUAUCAAGCUGACGGUGCGCACCACACCUGGCCCGGUGUCGCAGCUUUAUUUCAAGGCCUCCACCAUACUGGGCUUUCUGAUUUGGCGCUUCAAUAAGACUCAAUCCGGUGGCUAUCCUGUGCGCAGCUUUACGGCCGAAUAUCGCAAUGUCUCGUACCGCACGCCGCCGGCGAAUGCCAGCUAUGAGCACCAAUGGAGUCGCAUGGAUCCCAUUAAUAUAGCGCCCAAUGUGCGUCAAAUGGAGGUCUAUCGCCUGGCGCCCAACACCACAUACGAGUUUCGUAUAUGGGCCAACAAUGAGCUGGGCAGCGGUGAGGUGGUCACCACCAAUGUAACAACAUUGCCAGAGACCAAGGAGGAGGAUCUCAUACGCCUUAUAAAACCCGACUUAGAUAAUUUUGAUCCACGCAUUUGGAUAGUCGCCGUCAGUAUAGUGCUGGGAACACUUGUGAUAUUAGCCAUUGGACUCUGUAUUGUGCUCUCUAAGGAGUGCUAUCAAUCAACGCAAAUGGAUCUCCAAGAUGGUUGGGACAGCAUUGAGCUUAUACCGAAUAUAAUACUUAAUCCCGGUUUCAGUGAAUCCGAUGGAACUAAGAACGUGCAGCCGUUUACGCGCCACAUUCUUUUUGGCCACACGGGACAGCAAUAUACCCAUAAUGUUGUUGAUGAUGAUGACGAUGACGACGAUGAUGAUUACGAGGAGGAGGAGGAUCUGGAGCCGACAAUGGAAAAGUUCAAGCGCAAAGUUUCGGUAUUCUUUACAGGUCCCACCAUCAAACGUAUUUGAAAGUACAAAGUGCAAUUUUAUGGCUACGCCUAUACAGAUCUAUUUAGGUUGUUGAAUUGUGGCUACGGUUUAACCAAAUAUACACACAUACGUUUGUACGAUACUCUGUAGAGCUUAAUAUGUUUGUGCAAUAGGCAAAUCAUUUCUUUCGGUUUCAUUUGCCAUGCGACACGAAGACACCAAUUUUUAUAAAAUAAACGCUAUUCGCUUCAAGAACGCUUCAAGACAAACGCAUUCAAAUCUAUUUACUAUCUAUGUAAUUGUUAUUAACAAUUUCUUUUGUGAACUGUUAAAGCGUUCUGCUAAAAUGCGAGCUUCAUGAGGUACUGAGAACCUAACAAUUAUUGCUGUGUUCCAAUUUUUCCAAAUUCUUUCGAGACUAGCGCUCACUUUGUAGCUUAUCGUGAAUAAAUAUGUUAACAAUUUGAAUUUUUGAAAUAAGUUUAGAGAAAUGUUCAACAUUUUGUGCUCAUAUUUUUGUCAUACACACAUGAACAUACUCACACACACACACACACACACAGAGACAUGCACACACACAUUUCUUAU
This is a messenger RNA of Drosophila novamexicana, 2092 nucleotides long. RefSeq lists its product as uncharacterized. NCBI's taxonomy places the organism in Eukaryota, Metazoa, Arthropoda, Insecta, Diptera, Drosophilidae. The coding region runs from base 311 to 1543 and encodes 410 amino acids. Gene Ontology annotation, molecular function: protein binding. The record is from RefSeq and is a predicted model, not a curated record. The transcript is spliced from 7 exons.